AUGGGUCUCCUCGCCCAGGGAACCGCUCUGGAUUGGCCCGAUGCCAAAAAGCAGUCACAUCUGGUCCGGGCCUGGGGCAUCAAGCAAUUACUCGAGAUAUGGAACAGGGCCAAGGGGAAAGAACGGGAUGCCAUGCUCUGGGGCGACGAGGUCGAGUACCUCGUCGUGACCUACUCAAAGGAAGACCCCAAAGUGCUGCUGUCCCUGAGGCAGGCAGACAUCCUCGAGGCCUUGGCUAAUGACAAGAGCCUGGCCGCCAAAGGGGGCGGCGUCCCUGACAUCCAAGGCCAUGUCGCGUCUCGGACUGACGACCCGUUUCCCGUCUUCCACCCAGAGUUUGGGAGGUUCAUGCUCGAAGCCACGCCGGGCAAGCCGUGGGGCAUCGAGUUCAAGGAGCUGCUGAAUGUCGAGCCAGACAUGAAGCUGAGGAGACGCAUCGCCAAGGACCACAUGCUGCCGACCGAGUUCCCCAUCACGCUGACGACGUUCCCGCGGCUCGGCAGCCCCGGCGUGUUCACGGACCCGGCAUACCCCGUGUCGGGGCCCAAGCUGCGGUCCCAGUUCGUGCCCGACGAGAUCGCGAACCCACACAUCCGCUUCCCCACCCUAGCGGCGAACAUCCGCUCGCGGCGCGGGCGCAAGGUGCAGGUCAACGUGCCCGUGUUCCGUGACGAAAAGACGUCGUGGCCGUGGAAGGACCCGACGGUCAACUGCGACCUGCACCAGUGGCCCGAGGAUGAGGACGUGCGCACCGGCGGCGCCGCACCCGACAAUUUCAUCCACAUGGACGCCAUGGCCUUUGGCAUGGGCAGCUGCUGCCUGCAGAUCACCUUCCAGGCCAAGAACAUCACCGAGGGCCGCCAGAUGUACGACCAGCUGAGCCCGCUCGGCCCCAUCCUGCUCGCCCUGACCGCCGCUACGCCCAUCUACAAGGGCUUCCUGGCCGACACGGACGUGCGGUGGAACCAGAUCAGCAAGGCCGUCGACGACAGGACGGCCGAGGAGCUGGGCGACAAGCCGCUGCAAAACAACCGGUGGCGGAUACCAAAGUCACGGUACGCGUCCAACUCGACGUACAUCUCGACGGACGCGCGACUGCGGCCCGAGUACAUGGACCCGAACCUGGUCAUCGACGAGGCCAUCAAGCAGGAGCUCGAGGAGGGCGGCAUGGACUCGCGGCUGGCGACGCACUUUGCCCACCUGUUCAUCCGCGACCCCAUCGUCAUCUUCGCCGAGGACCUCGAGACGCUCGACCUCAGCAAGACGGACCACUUUGAGAACAUCCAGAGCACCAACUGGCAGCACAUGCGCUUCAAGCCGCCGCCGGCCGACAACAGCAUCGGCUGGCGCGUCGAGUUCCGCCCCAUGGAGAUCCAGAUGACCGACUUUGAGAACGCCGCCUUCGCCGUCUUCAUGGUGCUCAUCACGCGCGCCAUCCUCAGCUUCGACCUCAACUUCUACAUCCCCAUCGUCAAGGUCGACGCCAACAUGGAGACGGCCCACGCCCGCGACGCCGUGCUCGACCGCAAGUUCUACUUCCGCCGCAACCUGUUCCCCGCCCGCCCGCCCCGCCGCGCAGCCUCGGCCUCGUCCUCGGGCGCAAACACCCCCGUCGGCCCCGGCAGCCGCCCCGCCACCCCGCCCGCCGGCCCCGUCGAGGACGAGUACCGCCUAAUGUCGGUCAACGAGAUCAUCAACGGCACGGCGUACGCAGCCCGCUCUUCUUCUGGAGCCCAACAAGAACAACAGUCCUCUGACGAAGGCGACGAAUUCUUCCCCGGCCUGAUCCCCAUCGUCGAGUCGUACCUCGACUCGGUCAACGUCGACGUGCUGACCCGCUGCCGCCUCGCCACCUACCUCGACCUCAUCCGCAUGCGCGCCUCGGGCGAGCUGUGCACCGCCGCCGCGUGGAUCCGCGCCUUUGUCGCUGCCCACCCCGCCUACGCCCGCGACAGCGUCGUCUCGGACGAGAUCACCAAGGACCUCGUCGCCGCCGUCAUCGCCGUCGGCGAGAGCGAGCAGGCGGGCCGCGGCUGGGCUGCAGCCGGCGUCCCUGGCCUCGAGCGGUUUCUGGGCCCGUUUAGGAGGGGCGGGGCGUGA
Molecule: messenger RNA, 2100 nt
Organism: Lasiosphaeria miniovina
Lineage: Eukaryota; Fungi; Ascomycota; Sordariomycetes; Sordariales; Lasiosphaeriaceae
Product: glutamate-cysteine ligase
Exons: 7
Coding region: 1-2100 (699 amino acids)
Biological process (GO): glutathione biosynthetic process
Cellular component (GO): glutamate-cysteine ligase complex
Molecular function (GO): glutamate-cysteine ligase activity
Source: RefSeq, a predicted model, not a curated record